AUGAGUGAGCUAACUACUGUGAUUCAAUCAGCUGAUAAAACGCAAUACCACUUGUCCCCCUCAAAAAUCCGGUUCCAUGGAGCGAGACCACUUAUCGACAUAGCUGGGCAGAGUCAAUACCGAAAGAAAUGGAUACAUUUCUUCGAAGGAGUUCACGCGAUUCUGUUUCUUGCAUCUUUAUCUGACUACUGUGAGGUCAGCCAGGAAAAAGAUGGAAAUACUAUGUGGGAAACGAAGGGCCAAGAAGCCUGA
This is a messenger RNA of Protopolystoma xenopodis, 252 nucleotides long. NCBI's taxonomy places the organism in Eukaryota, Metazoa, Platyhelminthes, Monogenea, Polystomatidea, Polystomatidae. The record is from the annotation of a GenBank genome assembly.